CAGGAGCAGACGGAGCAGAGAGAGGUGCCGCUCCGGGAGAGCUGCGGCCGUCGCAUCCUCCGAUAACAAACGCGGACAGAGGGCACGUCUUUGUCUGGGACCACGAUCAGCAGGAGAGCAGCGGACACCUCUCAUCUGAGCUCCGCGCUUUUACCGUGUCUCCGGGAUUAUGGUGUUUGACGUUGAGGGAGCAUCAUCCGGUCACGAUCGUGUGUUUACAUCGGAACCUUGACCACAGCAGAAGUUAUCUGGGAGACUCGUGGGGACGCACCGCAGAGCGCGGAUCCCGGGUUUUGCAUGUUUCGGUUGCUCGGAGCGUGUGGUCCGGGUGGAAACGCGUUUACAGUGAUUCUAAGGUCUAAACUGUUUCCAUCAAAGUUGCGUCUCUUUGUCCUGCAGCUUGUUCCGCGUCGCUCGGCAUUUUCUGACAGUGCGUAAAUACUGUUUUCCUGCGCCUUUUUCACAGGCGUCACAGGUAGGCUACCUGAGCCUACACACAGCACUGCUGAUGACAACGGAUCACCUCACAGCGUAGGGUGACAGUUUCGUUCUCUCCUUCGGGACUGCAGCCUCUCUAAAGGACGCUCCUCGCCCAUCAUGGAUGAUGUUGGGGGUAUACAUCUAUGCACCUGGACCAAGUCGUCCAAAAAGAGCGCACGGGACGUCUUGAAAACAUACCUGGGAAUGUUAGUGAUGCUCCAUCUCGUGCUCCAUACGGAAGCCUCGUCGGCGUCAAAGUCCUGCGAUAAAAACUGUUUUUCGGGGAAGUGCAUCAACGGGACCUGCGUGUGUGACCACGGGUGGGUCGGAGAUCAGUGCCAGCACUGUCAGGGAAGAUUCAAAUUAACAGACCUGUCCGGCUCUCUCACAGAUGGACCAGUAAACUAUAAAUACAAGACCAAAUGCACUUGGCUAAUAGAAGGAUAUCCUAAUGCAGUACUCAGGCUGCGCUUCAAUCACUUUGCCACAGAGUGCAGCUGGGACCACAUGUACGUCUAUGAUGGAGACUCCAUUUACGCCCCUUUGAUUGCUGUCUUCAGCGGUCUAGUGGUACCAGAGACCAGGGGUAAUGAGACAGUCCCAGAGGUAGUGACGACGUCUGGCUAUGCUCUGCUUCACUUCUUCAGCGAUGCUGCCUACAACCUGACCGGCUUCACCAUCACCUACUCGAUAAACUCUUGUCCCAACAACUGUUCGGGCCACGGCAGAUGCAGCACGGCGAACUCGGUCUCCGGUCGCGUGUACUGUGAGUGUGAGGAGUACUGGAAAGGAGAAGCCUGCGACAUCCCGUACUGCAGAGACAACUGUGGCAGCCCGGAUCACGGCUACUGUGACCUGACUGGAGAAAAGCUCUGUGUCUGCAACGACAGCUGGCAAGGUCCCGACUGCUCUCUGUCUGUCCCGUCCACUGAGGCCUUCUGGGUGCUGCCCAGCAUCAAACCAUCGGCACAGUCUUUGGGUCGGGCAUCCCAUCAGGCCCUGGUGCACUCUGGGCUGAUGUGGGUGGUGGGAGGCUACUCCUUUAACUACUCCAACUACCACAUGGUUCUCAACUACAACCUGGAGACCAGUACCUGGGACACGGUGCCUGUCAGCAGCGGUCCUCUCUACAGAUACGGACACUCACUGGCUCUGUACCAGGACAACAUCUACAUGUUCGGCGGGAAGCUGGAAGCAGGAUCGGCUAAUGUGACAGACGAGAUGUGGGUGUUCAACGUCCCCAGGUGCACCUGGUCACCACGGAAACCUGCCCCACCUCCCCCCUACGCCCUGGAGGGACACACUGCCCACGUGGUGGAGCUGGCCGACGGCGAACCAGUGAUGCUGGUCUUCUUUGGCUACUCGCCGAUCUACAGCUACAUCAACAAAGUUCAGGAGUACAACCUCAGGUCGAACUCGUGGCAGGUUGUGUCUGCUGGAGGCGCGGUGGUGCAGGGAGGUUACGGCCACAGCAGCGUGUACGAUGAGGCCAGCGGCUGCGUGUUCAUUCACGGGGGAUACAAGGCACUUAACAACAACAAGUACGGCCUGGUGGACCACAUGUACCGCUACCACAUCCACACGAGGACAUGGCUGAUCCUCAGAGAGAGUGGCUUGGCGCGGUACCUCCACUCUGCGGCGCUGCUGAGCGGUACAGUUCUGGUUUUUGGGGGAAACACUCACAAUGACACGUCGCUAAGCAACGGAGCCAAGUGCUUUUCUGCUGACUUCCUGGCGUAUGAUAUCGCUUGUGAUGAGUGGACUGUCCUCCCCAGACCAGGGCUGCACCGGGACGUCAACCGCUUUGGUCACUCUGCUGUGGUUAGCAACGGCUCCAUGUACAUCUUUGGAGGUUUUUCCGGCCUCCUUCUGAACGAUGUGCUGGCCUACACCCCCCCGUCCUGCCAGGCCUUUUCUAACCCGGCUCUCUGUGCUGCUGCCGGACCGGGCCUUCGCUGCCACUGGGUCAAAAGUUUGUGUGUCCCCUGGGAGCCAGAACCACCUGACCACGCUCUGCCCGCUCCGUUUUGCCCUGCUCGACCUGACAGUACGGACGAGCAGUGUUUCCACUUCUCAGACUGUGCGAGCUGCACUGCCAACACCUGGGGCUGCCAGUGGUGUGAGGAGAGGAAGUGCAUCUCUGCAUCCAGCAACUGUACAGUGCUGACUCUGGAGCUGGCCCGGCAGCAUGGCGGCGCUCUGUCUCUGUCUCCCCCUCCGUCCAUGUUGUCUGAACAUCAGCUGAGCUUGUGGAAGCACGGAGCCCGAAGGAGAGGACAUUUGGUGAGAGACUCGUCCAGGUGUACGCGCAGAGAGGAGCAGGAGUGUUUCAGACUGGCCAACUGCAGGAGCUGCUCUCUCAAUGUCAACUGUCAGUGGGAGCAGCAGCAGCAGGAGUGUCAAGCUCUGCCCGGCCAGCUGUGUGGAGAGGGCUGGCACCAUGUGGAGGACGCCUGCCUGAGGAUCAACUCCAGCAGAGAGAGCUACGAUAACGCCCAGCACUACUGUAAAAACCUCGGAGGAAACAUUGCAUCUUUGCUCACAGACAAACAAGUCAAUUUUGUUCUGGAAGAGCUACAGAAGCACCAGCUUCAGGACAAGGGGUUAUCUCCGUGGGUUGGCCUGAGGAAGAUCAACGUGUCGUACUGGGGCUGGGAGGACGCGUCACCCUUCACCAACACCAGCCUGCGAUGGUUACCAGGAGAGCCCAGCGACUCGGGCUUCUGUGCCUACCUGGAGCGGGCACAGGUGGCUGGACUCAAAGCCAACCCCUGCACCGCCACCACGGACGGCCUGAUCUGUGAGAAACCUGCCGGGAGUCCGCAGAGUCAGAGUUCUCGUCCCUGUAAGACUCCCUGCGCUUUGCGCACCAGCUGUGCCAACUGUACCAGCCAGGCCAUGGAGUGCAUGUGGUGUGGCAGUGCGCAGCGCUGCGUCGACUCCUCGGCGUACGUCAUCUCCUUCCCCUACGGCCAGUGUCUGGAAUGGCAAACGCAAGACUGCACCGCUCAGAACUGUUCAGGCCUGCGGACGUGUUCGGAGUGCCAGGAGAGAGCCGAGUGUGGCUGGUGUGGUGAUCCCAGUAACACCGGUAGGGGAGUUUGCAUGGAGGGCUCGUACCGUGGGCCUCUGAGGCCUGCAAACGCCAGGGCUGCGUCCCGAGACCGGGACAGACUGCGAGACAGGGACAUGGUCCUGGACCAGAGUCUCUGUACAUCUGAUAAAGGCUAUAACUGGGCCUUUAUCCAGUGUCCGGCGUGUCAGUGUAAUGGUCACAGCAGGUGUGUGAACGGCAGUGUGUGCGAGCACUGUGGGAACCUGACAGCAGGGACACACUGCCAGAGCUGCAUUCCCGGUUACUACGGCGACCCCAUCAAUGGAGGGAAAUGCAACGCAUGUAAGUGUAACGGCCAUGCCAGCGUGUGCCAUGUCAACACGGGGAAGUGCUUCUGCACCACCAAAGGCAUCAAGGGAGACCAGUGUCAACUAUGUGACUCAGAGAACCGUUACCUGGGAAACCCUCUCCGAGGAACAUGUUAUUACAACCUGUUGAUCGAUUACCAGUUUACCUUCAGUUUGCUUCAGGAGGAUGAUCGCUACUACACCGCGAUCAACUUCAUGGCUACACCUGAACAGGCCAACAAAAAUCUUGACAUGUCCAUCAAUGCCUCCAACAACUUCAACCUCAACAUCACCUGGUCCUUAAGCUCAACAGCCGGUACCAUCUCAGGUGAGGAGAUGCCCAUCGUAGCUAGGACCAACAUCAAGGAGCACAGGGACAGCCUCUCCUGUGAGAAGUUCAACUUCAGACUUCACCACAACAUCACCUUCUUCGUCUAUGUGUCCAACUUCACCUGGCCAAUCAAGAUCCAGAUUGCUUUCUCUCAGCACAACAGCAUCAUGGACCUGGUGCAGUUCUUUGUCACGUUCUUCAGCUGUUUCCUGUCUCUGUUGCUCGUAGCAGCUGUGGUGUGGAAAAUCAAACAGACCUGCUGGGCCUCACGACGACGAGAGCAGCUGAUGAGAGAGCGACAGCAGAUGGCCAGUCGUCCCUUCGCUUCGGUUGCUGUAGCGCUGGAGGUGGGCGGUGACCAAGAGGAGCUGCUACAGGCAGUGCCAAAGCCCAUAGCCAUGGAGCCAUGCUGGGGGAGCAGAGCAGGUGUUCUGACGGUGCUGCUGUACCUGCCCAGAGUCCCAUCUGGAAUACCUCCACCUGGACAGUCUGGUAUUGCUAUAGCCAGCGCUUUGGUAGACACAUCACAGCAGCGAGUGAUGGACUUCAAGGAACGAGGCCUUGGUCUCAAGCACCGCAAACACACCGUGCACCACCAAGGGACCUGUGUAUGAAGUGGAUGCCCUCGACGAGAUGACAACACAUCCAUGUGUCCACGGGGGGAUUUCAGUGGAGCCACUGACUUCAGGUAUGAGGAAACACUGUCAGCAAAGCAAAGCCUGCAAAAAUUGGGUCUGGACGAUCUUUGGUCUUGCAGUAGCUUGGAAAGAGGACAGGAAUGGACGGGAGUGGGGAUGCAACUACUGUCAGACUGGGAAAAUUGAACUUGUGAUCCCCUUCUUCCCUGGAUUAGAUGGAAAACUUCCACAUGCUCUUUUUUGUCCCCUGUGUGUGUAUGUUGGUCCUGAUGAGCCACAAAAACAACAAUUGGAAAACUAAUUGCAGAUGGACAAUGAGAAUGUGUUCCUCCUUCCUAGCUUUGGUCAGAUAUUCGCUGUGAGACCUGAAAGACUUUGUCUGCUCCUCUGUCAUGUAAUUUGCCAUAUUGACGGAGGAAAACACUUGUUUUUCACCAAUAAACCAAACUAAUUGGUUUCGAGUCCAGUGGAAGGUAUUAAGCUAAAAUAAAGUCGUUUGGACUUACAAACCCACUCAGACUCAGGACUGACGCUGGAAAGAACAACAUGGACCUGAUUAGAUCAAUGUAAAACACUGUAGUGGGUGAUGGUCUGUAAACCUCCUCUGAGACUUUUAAAGACUACUGUGGCUGAGACGCUGAGGAACUGCAUCUUACUACAAAGAUCUUUGGAUCUGUUAAAACUGUUAAAAAUAAAACGUCCUUUAAGGAAUAAAUUAGAUUUCUGUUUUUCCCUGAACAAACAUUUGAAGUCCUACAUUUUGAUCUCUGCUCAGGUCCUCUGGAAUGGAAAGGUCCAUUAUCUGUAGCUGUGGGCCUUCUACACAUCUGUAUAUGCACUAUAAGUGAAAUGCUUUACCAGUACAUUGGAUCCUCUGUGGGAUAAUAAUAUGCAACUGAUCAUCCAAAUGCAAUGUUUAUUCUGGGCUGCAAUGUAACCUCAAGGUCGGUAUCAAACACAUACUACUGAUGGUAUUCGUAUGCCUCUUAAUUCAUUCAUUACUGUGAAGCUGCAGUACACGUCUCUCCUCGUGACCCUCAGUAAAUGCCUGUUUAUUUGUGAUACACAAACAAACAUUUAUGUGACAUAUCUCCUUCUGUAAUAUUUAUUAAUUAUGCAAAUUACAGUUAAACAAUAAUUUAGCAAGUUUACAAGUGCACUACGGAUUUUUUUUUUUUUUUUAAUGAAGACUAAAUAAUUGACUUUAUAGAGCAGGUCUGUGCAGUAUUCCCUUUUUAUGCCUCUUCACUCCGUGUCUCCUUUUCCAGAUCUUAUGAUUUAUUUACAUAGCAAUUAUCAUAUUUAAUGUUUAUCAUAGUAAGUUUUAUGUGACGUCAAGUUUUUCCUUUUAUCAGAUGUGUUAAACCUCCAUUUAUUAUUGUUAAGUCACUUUUUAUCAACUGCACAUACACAGUAGACUUAUGUCUGUAUGCACAUGUAUUGUUGACAUAGCGAGUUUUCAUUCAGAUGUUUUGUCUCCAGGUAAUUUUGCACCAGUUUGUAGUUGAGACUAUUAUUAACAAAGGGCAGCUCACCUCACCGUUUUUGUCCAUAUGAGCAUAAAACUGUACAUUUACAAUUAAAACAUUUUGAUGCCUCUUUGAACGGUAAUUGGAACCGAUCCGCUGUGUGUUAUUACCUCUGCUUUUGUGGAACUGUAUUGAUGGAUGUUCUCAGGUUGUCAAUAAGGUCAGAUAACAAGCUCAGCCAACACUCUGGACUCCGACAUCCAA
Messenger RNA from Toxotes jaculatrix (banded archerfish), 6584 nucleotides. RefSeq names its product attractin-like 1a (gene atrnl1a). NCBI's taxonomy places the organism in Eukaryota, Metazoa, Chordata, Actinopteri, Toxotidae. Gene Ontology annotation, molecular function: protein binding. Bases 598 to 4827 code for a protein of 1409 amino acids. The record is from RefSeq and is a predicted model, not a curated record. Gene Ontology annotation, cellular component: Golgi apparatus. The transcript has 30 exons.